Messenger RNA from Zalophus californianus (California sea lion), 1200 nucleotides. RefSeq names its product translation initiation factor IF-2-like. NCBI's taxonomy places the organism in Eukaryota, Metazoa, Chordata, Mammalia, Carnivora, Otariidae. The record is from RefSeq and is a predicted model, not a curated record. The transcript has a single exon. Bases 1 to 1200 code for a protein of 399 amino acids.
AUGACUUACACGCUCCUCUACCUCGAAAGUUACUUGGCAUUGAGUGAAGAGACCCAGUCCCCAAAUGCGGGGUCUGAGGACAGGAAGGGGCAAAACCCCAACCCCUCUUCCCGCUGCACAGAGGCGCGCGCCUCCCCAAAGGGCAGGGCGCGCGGCCGCCCCCGGGGUCCAGCCCUUCGGUGCCUCCUCCUGGCCCCCAGUCCGGCGCGGGCCCUGGGCCGCUCCGCGGAGGUGGCCUGGAAAGGAACGCGCACUGCCGGGCCCAGCCAGGGGGUGCCGGGGCCGGGGCCACACUCGCCUCCAGCAUCCCCGACCAUCGCGACAUUGGCUCCGGGCAACCCCAGUGCAUACACACCCGGGGGCAGGAAGUUUUUCCCCCCUUUUUCCCCCUGGAGUAGCGCAGGCGCAAGGGCUCCUGCAUGCAGCCUUGCGAGUCCAGACGCGGGAGGCUCCUACCGCCGCCGCCGCGGCCGCCGCGGGAGCCGAGCCCAGCGUUCCGGGUUCUCGGGCCCCGCUCCCAAGCCCGGCCCGGCCCCGCGCAGCCGCCAGGACCCGGGGUCCCCGGCGCCGCAUCCUUGGCGCCCCAGCCUGGCUCUUACCUCUGGCUGCGCCGCUCCGGCCCCGGCCCGACGCCCAGAGAGCCGGGGGUCGCGGGUGGGCGCUGGAGGGCUGAUGGAUAGGGGACGGCGCCGGCGGGUAGCGGUAGCUGGGGCCGCUCCGGUCCUGGCCGGGAGAAACGGAUCCAGGUCCACCUCCUCGCGUUCCUGCUCUCCGCCUUCUCCCCCCUUUCCUUCUCCUCCUCCUCCUCCGCCGCCGCCUCCCGGCAGCCCAGGGAGGAUGCCCGGGAGAGGGAAGUCAGUCCUUCUGCCUGUCAGCCUGUGCGGCUACGCGCGGCGCGGCUCUCACCGAGGCGGCGGCGGCGGCGGCGGCUCCGGCAGCAUCGCCCCCGCCCUCUCCCCGCAGCCGCGGCGGGCCGCGGGGCUGGGGCUGCUCCGGGCUCGGGCUCCGGGCGGGGGCUGCGCUCAGGCGCGGCAGCCGCCGGGGCUGCGGGCGGGCGCUGCGGAGCCGGGGCCGGGGCUGGAGCUGCAGCUAGAUCCGCGGCGGCGGGGACGGCGGCGGCGGCGCGGGGGCUGGCGCGGCCGCGGCGCGGGGACCAUGCUCCCUUCUGGCUCGCUCCGCUCCGGGUACCGUCUUCUUUAG